This is a messenger RNA of Elgaria multicarinata webbii, 2299 nucleotides long. RefSeq names its product cytochrome P450 7A1. The transcript is spliced from 6 exons. Gene Ontology annotation, biological process: bile acid biosynthetic process; cholesterol homeostasis; cellular response to glucose stimulus. Gene Ontology annotation, cellular component: intracellular membrane-bounded organelle. The record is from RefSeq and is a predicted model, not a curated record. NCBI's taxonomy places the organism in Eukaryota, Metazoa, Chordata, Lepidosauria, Squamata, Anguidae. The coding region runs from base 279 to 1703 and encodes 474 amino acids. Gene Ontology annotation, molecular function: cholesterol 7-alpha-monooxygenase activity; iron ion binding; heme binding.
UCACUGCAUAAAGUACAGGCAAUGGUAAUUAAUAGUAGCCAUUCACAAAACAGUUGUUGGGUAAUACCACAGAUGGCCUUGCAUUAGUAAGCUGAUUAACAUAUGUAAAAAACACCUUUGCCCCAAGCCACAGGAGAUGGAGUUGAACCUGUUGAGGAACAGUAACUCAGCUGUUCAUGUUGGAAUCUGCCUUUGAAGUCCCUUUGUUUGUGAAUGGCCACCCUAAGGUCAGCGACAGAGUGUCCUAACGUCCAAGUGAGCCGCCCUUGGAGAAUGGGAUGCUGCCAUAUUUCGGCUGUGCUUUGCAGUUUGGGGCCAAUCCUCUCCAUUUCCUUCGGGAAAGACAAAAGAAAUAUGGCCCCAUUUUCACUUGCCGAUUGGCUGGAAAAUAUGUUCAUUUUCUCACAGAUCCCUUUUCGUAUCAUGCAGUGAUGCAACAAGGAAGACAUCUGGAUUGGAAAAAGUUCCACUUUGCAACUUCUGCAAAGGUGUUUGGACAUGGGAGCAUUGACCCAAAAGAUGGAAACACCACUGAGAAUAUGCAACAGACCUUUACUCGAACCCUACAGGGUAAUGCCUUAACAUUUCUCAAUGAAGCUAUGAUGGAAAAUCUGCACUACGUCAUGGUGGAGUCAGUUGCACCAAAAACAAAUGAUUGGAUUACCAAUAAGCUUUAUGAAUUCUGCUGCCGUGUGAUGUUUGAAUCUGGGUUUUUAACCCUGUUUGGUUCAGAGUUUAACACAGGCCAUGACAAUAUCCUUUCUUCUAACCAAGAAGCCCAGAGAGCAAUUAUCCUCAAUGCUCUGAAGAACUUUAAGGAGUUUGACCAAAUUUUUCCAGCUCUUGUAGCUGGUCUGCCAAUCCACCUAUUCAAAAGUGCCCACAGUGCAAGAGAGAAGCUGGCUGAGGCAUUGCUCCACGAGAACCUUAAAAAAAGGGAGAACAUUUCUCAACUCAUUUCUCUCCGCAUGUUUUUAAACGAUACUCUCUCCACUUUUGAUGACAAGGAAAAAGCAAAGACCCAUCUUGCAAUCCUGUGGGCUUCACAAGCUAACACAAUACCUGCUACCUUUUGGAGCUCAUUCUAUCUUAUGAGGAACCCAGAAGCAAUGAAAGCAGCUACUAAAGAGAUGCAAAGGGUAUUAGAAAAUGCUGGUGAAAAGAUAGACUCAAGUAGGAAACCUGUUUCCCUGAAUCGAAAACAGCUGGAUGACAUGCCUGUAUUAGAUAGCAUUAUCAAGGAAGCAAUAAGGCUCUCGAGUGCAUCCAUGACAGUCAGAGUUGCAAAGGAAGAUUUCGUUUUGCAAUUAAGCAGCGGCUCCUACAAUAUCCGCAAAGAUGACGCCGUAGCUCUUUAUCCCCAGCUGUUGCAUUUUGAUCCAGAAAUCUAUUCUGAUCCCCUGACAUUCAAGUAUGACCGUUAUCUUGAAGAAAAUGGAGAAGAAAAGACCACUUUCUACCGCAAUGGUCGCAAAUUGAAAUAUUAUUAUAUGCCAUUUGGAACAGGACUUGCAAAAUGUCCUGGAAGAUUGUUUGCAGUUCAUGAAAUUAAGCAGUUUCUGACUUUGCUGCUUUCCUAUUUUGAAGUGGAGCUUGACGACAAGAAUGUCAGAUGCCCUUCUUUAGACCAAUCACGAGCAGGACUCGGUGUUUUGCAACCCACAAGUGAUGUUGAUUUCAAAUACAGAUUAAAACUUCUAUGAAUGUGUGGAACAAAAAUAUCUCUUUAUAUACAGUCCCCAAAGGGGUGAAAAGAUGCAUGCAAUGGUGCCAAUGCAAUGCAUUAAGAAUAAUGAACACUCAGAGAAACUGUCAAUGUUGCUUAAAAUGGUUUGUAUAGGAAACAUUUGCCUUUGUACAUCUGAUUUCAGGAUGCAAUUCUUGAGUUCUGAAAUAGUAAGAGACAGUCCAGUCCAUUAAGUGUACUGUUAGGUCUUCAGGGGAACUUUUGAAUCCAUAGUAGGAGUAAAUGGAGAGAAUAUAAUUGACCUUCUGUACCCCUGAGAGGCUUUCAAGUUGCUGGAGAGAGGGUUACUUCACCACUUUUUGUAGAACUCUCUUGCGUUAUGCUGCCUUUUACGCACUUGCAAACAAAGCUUGCAGACAAACAUUGGAUUAGGGGUUAGGAUUUAGGUCAUUGGAGUGGUUCGUACAACACACAAUGAUCUCUGGAAGAGUAUGGAACACUGAUGUAAACAAGGCCAGGGCUGCCUUUACACUUCUGUAUGUGGACAUUCAGAAUAGCUGAGCAUCAAAGUAUAAAUGCUUCAAAUAUAACAUUUUCCCAAACGAAAGUGUG